Messenger RNA from Osmerus eperlanus (European smelt), 1424 nucleotides. It is a transcript of the gene maip1, whose product is annotated as matrix AAA peptidase interacting protein 1. Gene Ontology annotation, biological process: protein insertion into mitochondrial inner membrane from matrix. The record is from RefSeq and is a predicted model, not a curated record. The transcript has 5 exons. The coding region runs from base 1 to 741 and encodes 246 amino acids. NCBI's taxonomy places the organism in Eukaryota, Metazoa, Chordata, Actinopteri, Osmeriformes, Osmeridae. Gene Ontology annotation, molecular function: ribosome binding. Gene Ontology annotation, cellular component: mitochondrial inner membrane.
AUGGCGCUACCCAUGUUGAGAGGUUGUUACUGUAGUAGGCCGCCUUCGACACUAUUUCGUCUCUUCAAACCCGAGCGAGUUGUGUUGUCCUGGUCAAAAAAUACCCGCCGGAUACCCACAGUAAAUGUCGGUGUUGUUUCCGCAGUGCGAACGUACAGCUCUGACCGAGGUGGACUUACUCCAAAACAGAAGGUUGUUGUGGUUAAUAUCCCCAACCCGUUUAAGUGGAUACGCACCCGGAUAUACUACUUUUUGAUUCGAGCAUAUUUUGAUAAGGAAUUUCGCAUCGAAGAAUUCACGGACGGAGCAAAGCAGGCAUUCUCCCAUGUCUCCAUACUCCUGUCCCAGUGUCAGUUUGAGGCACUUGAAAGUCUGGUUGCUCCAGAUCUGAUUGGGAAACUGAAGGAGAAAUGUGCCCUUCUCCCCCCAAGUCACAUUCAAGCCAUUUCUGCAGAUCCUGAAGAGAUCAUGUAUACGAUGCCAGAGGAUGUGGGGAUCUGCUAUGAUGAUGAUGGGCGAAAGUUUGUCAUUAUUCUGAUGCGUUUCUGGUAUCUGACCAGUGCUGAGCUGGCUGAUGAUACUAUGGAAGGAGCACGCAUAUUCCAGAUAUCUGCUGGAGAAGGAGAUGCAAAUGCUAAACGACUACUCACUGCAAAUUAUGAGUUCCAAAGGGAGUUCACCAAGGGGGUGGCUCCUGAUUGGAUCAUCACCAGGAUAGAACACUCGAGGCUUCUGGAUUAACAUGGCGGUGACGGAAGGUAGAAGGGAGGCAUCGAUUGAUGGAGAGAAUAAGGGGGUGGAGGACCAGAGUUCCUCAGACCUGAGACCCUGCAAGAUUACUCCCCUUCCUGCUGAAAUGAGACGACCCCAAAGAACAGGACUCGGGACAUGAACGGAAUGUUCUAGGGGGGACGAUUGGGGCGAACUGCCAUUAAAUACAUGCUGUCUACUGCAGAAGAGCUACACGUGGGUUAGACAUGUCAGAGAUCUCUGGUGUGGCUUCUGAAACUGGUUCUUGCUUCUGAUUCGCUCCUGCAGUUUAAAUCAGAGGUCACGACUUGGCUUUGAGAACAGGGCUUCAAGGUUAGAGACUUUCAUUUUGUGUUUUGGAUGAGUCAUCAUUUGAGGGUGUCACACACAUAGAGGUACUGUUGAGAUUCUGUCAUCAGUCUCAGAUUUGCUGCUGUCAAUGCUAUGACGUUCAGUGUAACUGACACACAGAGAAACUGUAUUCACAUUUAUCAACUAACAUGGAAACGUUCUUUUGAUAAAAUAUUUUGCAAGGUGAUGCUAUGGAGGAAUUACUACAGCAGUAUGUUUUAUAAUUGCCCUGUUAUCACAUCAAAACCAUGCCAUAUAAAUGUUUUAUGCUGUAUCAAGCAGAUAUUUGACAUUCAUCUCUAUAAUAAAAACAUGUUUCAGUG